Messenger RNA from Diabrotica virgifera virgifera (western corn rootworm), 2698 nucleotides. RefSeq names its product inter-alpha-trypsin inhibitor heavy chain H4-like. NCBI's taxonomy places the organism in Eukaryota, Metazoa, Arthropoda, Insecta, Coleoptera, Chrysomelidae. The coding region runs from base 202 to 2622 and encodes 806 amino acids. The record is from RefSeq and is a predicted model, not a curated record. The transcript is spliced from 15 exons.
AACUGUUUGGGAUAAAAAUAUGUCGUUAUAAUGUGCAAAAAAUUGCCUGCAUAUGUCAUAUUUUGUUGUUUUCACAAUAAUUAUACAUACUUAAUUAUCGUUUUGGCCAUAAUCUUUGUGAUAACCUAUAACACUUUAUAAAAGUAAGCUAAAGACAUCAAAUAGUUGUGUUAACAGUUUAGAUAGUCUAGAUACGUCGAAAUGAAAGGUAUUCUGCUGGCCUUAGUAGCGAGUAUUUGGUUGACAUGGGUGGUUUGUAUUCCCUACGUGGCUGUAAAAGGUGUUAUUAGCGCAAAAUGGGUGGUGUUUCAGGGUCCGUCUGGUCCAAAAGCUUUAAGCGUAUAUCCACUUACAUACCAAUUCAACAUCCGUUCCGAUAUCUCGAACAGAUAUGCCAAAACUUUGGUAACCAGUAAAGUUGAAAAUGCAGCACCCAAUUCAAAUGAAGCAACAUUUACAGUUGUUUUGCCAGAAAAAGCAUUCAUUUCUAAAUUUGUAAUGGAAAUAGAUGGCAAAUCCUACCAAGCUUAUGUUAAAGAAAAAGAAGAAGCUAAAAGUAUUUAUGAUUCGGCAGUUAAAAAAGGCCUAAGUGCUGGUCAUGUCGCAGUAAGUGCUAGAGACUCUAAUAAAUUCACUGUGUCUAUCAACGUUGAGCCACAAAGUAAAGCAAGUUUCCAGCUUACCUAUGAAGAACUUUUAGAGAGAAAGAACAACCAAUAUGAACUCGUGCUAAACAUACACCCUGGUCAAAUAGUUAGGGAUAUGAACAUUGAGGUCGUUUUGAAUGAAAGCCGUCCUUUGAAAUUUGUAAAAACUCCUUCGUUGAGGUCAGGAAACGAAAUUUCUAAAGACGAUUCAAAGCUUGACCCCUCAGCAGAUAUCCAAAUAAUCAACAAUAGAAGCGCUGUUGUUAAAUUCAAACCGAACUCCGACAAACAGAGAGAAUUUGCGAAAGGACUGGGAAAGAAAGAAUAUGAGGGUAUAGCUGGACAAUUUGUUGUACAAUAUGAUAUAGAGAGAGAUCCCCAUAAGGGAGAGAUUCUACUCAAAGAUGGAUACUUCGUACAUUUCUUUGCUCCCGAGGACGUCGAACCCCUAUCAAAACACGUAGUGUUUAUCUUAGAUACCAGUAUUAGUAUGAACGGAAGAAAGCUCAAGCAACUGAAGGAAGCUAUGGGCAACAUUUUGGAUCAACUCAAAAAGGCCGAUGCUUUUCAUAUAGUGGAAUUUAAUAGUGAUAUUUUUGUGUGGAACAUGAACACAGAAUCAAAACUCACUGUAGAUAUUAAUAAUGAAAGAGAUCCUUUUGGAGAACUUGCUAGCCUAAAUUUGCCAUACGCAGUAUCUGCUACCACAGGAGCAAUCACCAAAGGAAAAGCAGUAAUAAGCAAGCUUCAAGGCAAUGGAAUGACCAACAUGUUAGCCAGUAUUGAAACUGGUUUAUAUCUAGUGAACCAAGAACUAAAGAGGGCAUCAAGAAGACAGCCUUUAAUUAUCUUUUUGACAGACGGGGAUCCGACCAUGGGAAUGACCAACACGGAAGAGAUUAUAAAGAUUGUGACAAAUAUUAACGAGAAUAAAGAUUACAUACCAAUAUAUUCUCUGUCUUUUGGAGACAAAGCAGAUAAAAAAUUCUUACGAAAAUUAUCCCUGAAGAACUUAGGAUUUUCCAGGCAUAUUUACGAAGGACCUGAUGCUCAUAUUCAACUCCAGAAUUUCUACAACGAUAUCUCAUCCCCACUUUUAUCAGAUAUCGAAUUUGAGUAUACUGAUGACGUUACGGAAGUAUCCAAACUGAAGUUCCCUAUUUACUUUAAAGGAUCAGAACUGGUGGUUGCUGGAAAAUAUCCCAUGAAUGAAGCUUUUGACACCUCUAAGUGGAAAGUUAAGAGUAAAGGCAAACGCGGUGAAAUCUCAUUACAACCAGUAAGGGAAGCUGCAGUGGGCGAAUUGGAGCGCCUGUGGGCCUAUUUAACUAUAAAACACAAACUGGAACAACGAGAAUUAGUCAAAAAUAAAAAACAACAGUUAACUAAAGAAGCUCUGGAUCUGGCGAAAAAAUAUUCCUUCGUUACUGAUGUAAGUUCCUUGGUAGUUGUCAAGCCCAAUGAAACCUGUACUGUUAACACCGAAGAUUCUUCAAAGCCAAACGAACCAAAGGUUAUAUUACCAGAUAUUCUCAGUGUUAAACCAAUGGAAGCACCUGCAGAACACUAUGCAGAUAACUCGUUUUAUCCUGCCAGUUAUCCAACGAGAGCAGAUGGAGAACCAUAUGUGGGACGCUCGUACAUUAUGAAUACACCAGUUGUUAAUUUUGACAAUAUUGCUGCCACAGACACACGUCCGGCAUCAUAUUCUCGUCUACUCUGGUUGAAAGACGCCUUAAACCCAAAUGGAACUUUAAACAUUUUAGGAGGUGCAUAUGAUUUGGGCACGGACCCAACUAUUCCUGGUAAUGGACAAUGUAGACCGACACCUAACAGGAAUAUUCGCGGAGGAUUUUGCAGCUUGCUGAUAAAUUGUCCACAAGUCCAUUCAUAUCUGACAAGCUUCAUGACUUACGAACAAUAUGCUUGCAUCCUUAAUAACAAAUAUGCCGGAGUUUGCUGUCCAAUACGUUGAAGAAUAACGCAUAAGAAUUAAAAAAAUAUGAUUACGUUGUUUAUAAAAGAUUCAAAUAAAGCAUUUUUUAGUAUGA